AGUGAAAACUUUGCACAGCCACAACUUUUCUGUUGGCGUUUCAUUUGGUAUUCGAUUUUGUCAAAAAGCAGUCAAUAUUUAAAUCAUAUUCGUGAAGCAGACGCUUAUAAACUUUCUCCACUUCAGUACAUAUAGUAUAUGGCCAUAAUAGAAAUCAAUUGAAACUGGCUGGCGAUGUCGCUGGCGCGUCGCUCGCACAACUGUUUUGUGGGAUGUGUGGAUGUGUGUGGGUGGUGGUGUUCUUCCGACUUGCCCAAGAGAUAAGCACUCGAAGCAGAAGUUUUUGCUGAGACAGAGGCAGCCGUGGAAGUUGCAGUCAUUUAGUCAUUAACGAAAUGGAUUUUGGCCAGAGCACACGAUGCAUUUCCAUUAGUUGGGCAAUAUUAAUCAUAGUCUGUCAGGCGACGAGGAGCAGAGCAGAGCAGAGUUCUGGCCAGAACUUUGUGCUCUAUAUGCCCGCACUCAAUGCUGUCUACUGCAGUCAUCGUGUCCUCUUUCUGACCAUCCUAGGCACUUUAUCUUUGACGCUGCUCGGCUGCGUGGGAUGCAUUUGCUGCUGCUGCUGCCGUUUGUCGCGUCGCCAAACUGAGAGCCUCGACGCCUAUGCUCCGAGAACGCAGAGUAUUGUCUGGCCACCACUGCCGGAGGAAACUGCUCAUGUGGUCAAAGUUACUUUUCUUCAUGCACCCGGCGCAGUUGAUUGCCUGUGUCGACGCUGCUAUGAGGCAAGGAAUAUGCGAUGCCUCGAAGAUUGCCUCAACUCAACGGAAUCUCAGCUAGCAGAAGGGCUAAGUCUUCAUCACCAGGUUUUUGCCGGUUUAAGCUUUAGUUUGUGGGCUAGCACCAAGGCAACCACCACGGGCAAUAUAAUAAUACUAAAUAUGCUGUCGACACAAGAGGCAAGAAAUAUGGAAAAGUUGCUGCUGCUGUUGCUGCUGGUCUUGGAUAAUCCUGGUUUUAUUGAAACCAACUUGUUGCCAGAUUAUUACUGGCCAAAUGGGAGCCAGUCUGUGCAGGAGGACGAUAAUGUGACAAGUUAUUCGAAUGACUAUGAAAUUAAUAGCGAUACUAACGAAAACAGUAGCAUUUUAAUGUCUAUGGAUCUGCGCAUGAAAAUCGCAUUCUUUGCCCUGAUGAUUCACAUUGUCAUCGUGGGUGGCGGUAUUAUUAUUUAUAGCUUUGUUUACUGUAAAUCGUGGUCCAAUAACAGACGUCUGGUAAAAGAGACGAAGGAGUUAAAGCGUCGUCUGCAAAAUCCACUCGCUGUGCAGCAUUUGACCAACACACCGAAUUGUCCCUGUCAUGGGUGUCGUGUGGCAAGACAAAUGCUGAACGGUCUGAUUGUGCAACAGAUCAUUACGGAACGUUCAGAGCGCUAGAAGGCUGUAAAUGUUAAGCAUUGAAUGUGUUCAUGUUAUUUAUGCAAAUUUUUGGGCAUACUUUGAUAGCUGUACGCCUGCGAGCUUGAAGCACCUUGUGCUAUUCAAAAAUAUAAUUGCAGCACCCUGUUAAAUUGUGCUUGACCUGCUGUAAAGUGUGUAUAGUGUAGAUAGGCAAAAUAAGUUUUGCUAUCAGUGCUUAAUGUGAAUAUGCAGAAAUAUAAUUGUAUGUAAUACAUU
Molecule: messenger RNA, 1619 nt
Organism: Drosophila grimshawi
Lineage: Eukaryota; Metazoa; Arthropoda; Insecta; Diptera; Drosophilidae
Exons: 4
Coding region: 336-1379 (347 amino acids)
Source: RefSeq, a predicted model, not a curated record